GCAUCAACAUCAUCUUCAGUUCAAAAAUCAAUAACAAAUAAACAUCUACGAUGUUCAUCACGUUCGGAUUCACGUUCAACAAAUACUUCUACAUCGACAAAUUCAGAUACUGUUCACGAAUAUCCAUCUCUGUCUGCAUCAACAUCAUCUAAUAUAGACAUACAAAAAAAAGAUUCUUUUGUCAUAAAUGGAACACAUCAAAAAACAUCUGAUCAAGUUUUUCGAGCUAUGUGUAAUGGAAAUUCACAACGAAUGUUACCUCCACUAUUUCAACCAUUUACAACUUCAUUUAUGAAACAACCAAUAAUUUUUCCACAUCAUCGACCAUCAUCGACAUCAAUUCCAUCAUCAUUUGAUUUUCGUCGAUUACAAUCAUCGUGCAUUUUUUGUAAUGAACAAUUCUCUGAACUUAAUCAUUUACUUCAACAUAUUCGAAAAACUCAUGCGGUGACAUCCAGUACAAAUACCAAAAAUACUACUUUAACAUUAGACAAAAUCAUUUUUUAA
This is a messenger RNA of Adineta steineri, 507 nucleotides long. The record is from the annotation of a GenBank genome assembly. Lineage: Eukaryota; Metazoa; Rotifera; Eurotatoria; Adinetida; Adinetidae.